This is a messenger RNA of Capronia coronata CBS 617.96, 2523 nucleotides long. RefSeq lists its product as uncharacterized. The record is from RefSeq and is a predicted model, not a curated record. Gene Ontology annotation, cellular component: cytoplasm. Gene Ontology annotation, molecular function: calcium-dependent cysteine-type endopeptidase activity. The coding region runs from base 1 to 2523 and encodes 840 amino acids. NCBI's taxonomy places the organism in Eukaryota, Fungi, Ascomycota, Eurotiomycetes, Chaetothyriales, Herpotrichiellaceae. Gene Ontology annotation, biological process: proteolysis. The transcript has a single exon.
AUGGUGCCUCUUGAAGAAACGUACCAGAAAUACUCCCCUCGAGAAGGAGAAACACACCAGAAGAUGACUCCUCGAGAAGGAGAAAUCCACCAGAAAUACACUCCUCGAGAAGGGAACACGCACCAGCAAUAUGUUCCUCGAGAAGGAGUAACACACCAGAAGAUAACUCCUCGAGAAGGGGACACGCACCAGCAAUACACUCCUCGAGAAGGAGAAACACACCAGAAAUACACUCCUCACAGCAAAACAGAAGGCGAGUCCCAGCCAGCCAGCUUCAACAUCCAAACGAGGCGGAGCAGCCAUGAACCCAACCCUCCCAACGGCGGGCUGGUGCUGGGCGGCGGGCAGACGAUCAAACUGAUGCUGGUGCCGGACAAGGCGGCGACGACGGCGGCGGCGCCCGCGAAAAAGGAGAAGCCGCACCCGCAGCAGAAGAUGAAGAAGUUCUGGACGAACUUCGACCCGGAGUACGUGGGCAAGGUGACGCGGGUGCUGCCGGAGCGGAUCGGCGAGAGCGACCUGACGGCGAAGCUGCUGGGCGAGACGGCGCACCGGGCUCUCCAGUCGUACGAGAAGGCGAAGGAGGCGUGCGUGCGGGACGUGAAGCGCAUCAUCCAGGAAUGUCGGGCGGCCAACCAGAAGUACACGGACUCGCACUGGGACAUUGAGCGCGACCUCAAGAUCACGCGGGUGCGCGACUGUCUGGACGGGCUGGUGGGGGACGCGGACGACAAGCAGUACCCGGCGGACGCGAAGCGGGUGACGGACAUCUUCGAGGAUCCCAAGUUCUACGUCGACGGCGUGUCGUACGACGACAUGCUGCAAGGGUCGGCGGGCGACUGCUGGUUCCUGGCGGCGAUCUCGGCGCUGGGGUGCAACCCGGAGUUCAUCGAGCGGGUGUGCGUGAUCCAGGACCAGGCCGUCGGCGUGUACGGGUUCGUGUUCCACCGCGACGGCGAGUGGCACCAGUGCAUCAUCGACGACAAGCUGUAUCUGCGCGCGCCGGCCUACGACGAGAGCGGCGACGUUGUGCUGGGCCAGUACGGCGUGCGCCGUGCCAACCAGGAGGACCAGUACCAGGAGCUGUUCCAGCGCGGCUCGCAGUCGCUGUACUUUGCGCAGUGUCGCGACCAGAACGAGACCUGGGUCGGCCUGCUGGAGAAGGCGUACGCCAAAGCCCACGGCGACUAUGCCUCCAUCUCCGGCGGCCAGACCGGCGAGGCCAUCGAGGAUCUGACCGGCGGCGUCACCACCGAGAUCUACUCCACCAACAUCCUCGACCCCGAGGCCUUCUGGCGCGACGAGCUGAGCCGCAUCGGAAAGGACUUUGUCUUCUCGUGUGCCGCCGCCCGCUGGCGCGAAUGGCGGCCCUAUCUGGUCGCCAACGAGAAGAUCCGCGAGGAGCGCCGCUCCGGCAUCGUCAGCCAACACGCCUAUGCCGUGCUGGCCACCUAUGAAGGCCACGGCCAGCGCCUGGUCAAGAUCCGGAACCCCUGGGGUCGGAAGGAAUGGACCGGCGCCUGGAGCGACGGCUCCAAGGAGUGGACGGCCGACUGGCUGCAGCGACUCAACCACCAGUUCGGCGACGACGGCAUCUUCUGGAUGACCUACAAAGACAUGCUGAGCAAGUACAAGUACAUCGACCGCACCCGCAUCUUCGGCCCGGACUGGCACGUCGCCCAGCAGUUCAUGUCCGUCCAGGUUCCCUGGAGUACCUUGGACUACCAGCAAAACCACUUCUCCAUCGACGUGCCCGACGACACGGAUGCGGUGAUUGUCCUGUCGCAGCUCGACGACCGAUACUUCAAGGGCCUGCAGGGCAAGUACAACUUCACGUUGCAGUUCCGGGUCCAGAAGGACUCGCAGGACGACGAGGAGUACCUGGCUCGUAGCAAGAUGACCUAUGAGCUCGUACGGUCCGUGAAUGUCGAGAUUCCCCUGACCAAGGGCACGUACUCGGUGCUGGUCAAGGUCGAAGCCACAGAGACCAGGCGUGACGACGUGGAGAAGGUCGUUCGCAAUAACAUCCACCGCCGGGACAAAAUUACCCAGAUCGGCAAGCUGUACGAUCUGGCACACCAGAAGGGCCAGCUUCCAUCCUCGUCUCCCGGCUCGUCGAUUGCUUCCUCCGUCUCGGGAUCAGGCACCUCGACUCCCACAUCUACUGGAUCACAGAUCCGCGAUCAAAGCCGCUCGGACGCUUCUCCGGCAGCAGGGUCGAAGGAAGAUUCUGAGGAGAAGGACCCGCACCGGAAUCCGUGGAAUGCCAGCUGUGUGGUGGGCCUGCGGGUAUACAGCAAACAAGCCGACCUCGGCCUGAAAGUGGUGGUGCCGUCCAGGGAGGAGAUUGAGGAAAACAAGCAUAUGCCCACGCUGGACAGAGACGACGUCGCCAAGAGCGCAUUGGACGAGGCCCAGGCUGCUGUGGGCAAAGGUGACGAAGAGGAGGGCGAGGAUGGAGAGAAUGGCGGAUCGGCUGCUGAAGACGGCGAGAUCCAGAAGCCCAUUGAAGGUCAAACCUAG